GGCAUGUCUGGAUGAAUUUGGUACAGAAGAAUGACUGCUGAUCUCACAAAAGCAGCUCAAUAUUGCAGAAAGUCAGUAGUCCCAAAAGAGUUGAGUCUACAAACAAAGGCCUGCCCUAAUAUAUUAGGUGCGAUCUUGUAUCGAACUAAAGGAAACACGCUUGGAGGCAUUGACAUCCUGUGUGCUAUAGUGAUGGCUCUGUGGUCGUUGACUCACUUCCUGAGUAGGCUACAUACAAGUUUUCAUGUUCGCAUUUGGCUGAGAGGUGAGGCCGUGUAGGGACAAAGAUUAUUGGAGUCAGGUGGACAGUCUGUGAGAAGAAGGCAAAAAAAGGCGCGAAGACAAAGACAACCUCAGGGACAUAUUGAAUUGACUUGUUGCUGUCACAAGGAUGAGCUUCAGACUCUUUUUCCUGGUUUUAGCGGUGCCAUUUGUUUGCCAAGCACAAAACAUAACAGAUGCACAGGAGAACAUGACCGCAGAAGCUUCAACCACUUUGGCGCCUGCUGACACGAAUACAGCAACGCUGCUGACGCUGUCCCCUCACAACCACACGUCGUCAAACCAAACGGCCCAAACGCAAGAAGACGGACGAGAAAGCGUAACAAUCAGCAACGACCAGAGGACCACAUCGGUGGAAGACGUCACUGUGGCUUCUGAGAUGGUGCCGAGCAGCACAACAAAGGCGGCAUCGGCUAAGAGCGCGCAUCCUUCAACAUGGGGUUACAUCCUGCUGGUACUGCUGCUACUUGUCAUCCUCAUCCUGCUGGUCAUCCUAUACUUGCUGAGGAGGGCGUCCCGGACGUACUCGUUUGACCUCCGUCGUGCGGCUCCCGUCAGAAACACAGAAGACCCCGCUGGCAAAUUUGAGGCCAUAUGCUUGGAUGAGGAAGACCAACUGACCCCGAAAGACGGAGCGACUUUGGGUGACCUAUCUGUGUUGCCGACUGCUAACGGCUUGGCGCCCCAAUCACAAGAGAAUGCUCAGGAGGACGACGCCAACGUGAACCACUUGAAGGUUUCGGACAUCGGAGACUCAAAUGGGAUGAUUCCAGAUCACCCAGUUGAGACGCCAGACAGCCCUGCGCUGCGUCUAAACAACUCUGACAAAGACAACACAAGUCUAUAUGCUUCCACUGACUUGUUAGAUGGAAUGGAAUUAAACGAGUUGUUACCGUUCAACCAGAUCAUCACUUCUCCAGAAUCUUCUUCCUCCUCUUCCUACUGAUGUGAGCGAUGUGGAGGUCUUUCGUCUUGCUUUCCUCUCUUGUGGUCCAACAGUGUUUUGUUGAAAGUAGUGGUAUAGAAGUAUUUGUAAUCAGAUUUUUCUGUAAGCAACAUUGGGCAUACAUAUAGUACAGAAGUGUUAAAGUGGGGAUGUUGAACUAUAUAUAUUUUUUAGCUAUUUAGAUUUGUAAGUUUGUAUGUUAGUAUGGAAUAGGAUUGUCCCGAUACCAAUAUUUUGGUACCGGUACUGAAAUGUAUUUCGAUACUUUUCUCAAUAAAGAGGUCCAUACAACAAUGGCA
Molecule: messenger RNA, 1527 nt
Organism: Nerophis ophidion (straightnose pipefish)
Lineage: Eukaryota; Metazoa; Chordata; Actinopteri; Syngnathiformes; Syngnathidae
Exons: 10
Coding region: 392-1228 (278 amino acids)
Source: RefSeq, a predicted model, not a curated record